Cuculus canorus (common cuckoo) is the source of this 6226-nucleotide messenger RNA. RefSeq names its product mitogen-activated protein kinase 12 (gene MAPK12). Bases 63 to 1148 code for a protein of 361 amino acids. The record is from RefSeq and is a predicted model, not a curated record. Gene Ontology annotation, cellular component: cytoplasm; nucleus. The transcript has 12 exons. Lineage: Eukaryota; Metazoa; Chordata; Aves; Cuculiformes; Cuculidae. Gene Ontology annotation, molecular function: ATP binding; MAP kinase activity. Gene Ontology annotation, biological process: protein phosphorylation; MAPK cascade.
CGCUCCCCGCUCCCGCCCCCCCGGGCUCUUUGUCGGCGGGCGCUGGCGGGGGGCGCAGCGCCAUGUCCUCCCCCAAGAACGGCUUCUACCGGCAGGACAUCACCAAGACCCUCUGGGAAGUGCGGGACCGAUACCGCGACCUGCAGCCCGUGGGCUCCGGCGCCUACGGAGCCGUCUGCUCAGCCGUCGAUGGAAGAAGUGGUACCAAAGUGGCCAUUAAGAAACUGUACCGCCCGUUUCAGUCUGAACUCUUUGCCAAGAGAGCCUACCGAGAACUGCGCCUCCUAAAGCACAUGAAGCAUGAAAACGUCAUUGGAAUAUUGGAUGUGUUCACACCAGAUCUAACACUGGAGAAGUUUAACGACUUCUACCUUGUCAUGCCAUUUAUGGGAACAGACUUGAGUAAGAUAAUGAAGCAUGAGAAACUAACUGAAGACCGAAUCCAGUUCCUGGUAUAUCAGAUGUUGAAAGGCUUAAAGUAUAUUCAUUCAUCAGGCAUAAUUCACAGGGAUCUAAAGCCUGGAAAUCUGGCAGUAAACGAAGACUGUGAAUUGAAGAUUCUGGAUUUUGGAUUAGCAAGACAUACAGACAGUGAGAUGACUGGUUACGUGGUUACAAGGUGGUACAGAGCCCCUGAGGUCAUACUUAACUGGAUGCAUUAUACGCAAACAGUUGACAUAUGGUCUGUGGGCUGUAUAAUGGCUGAGAUGAUAACAGGGAGGCCUCUGUUCAAAGGAAAUGAUCAUCUGGACCAACUCACAGAAAUAAUGAAAAUAACAGGUACACCAACUCAAGAUUUUGUUCAAAAACUACAGAGUCAAGAUGCAAAAAACUAUAUCAAAAGCCUCCCAAAAGUCCAGAAAAAAGAUUUUGCAUGCAUCUUGAAGUAUGCAAAUCCUUUGGCUGUAAACCUUUUGGAGAAGAUGCUGGUGCUGGAUGCAGAGAAGCGAGUCACAGCAGCUGAGGCUUUGAUGCAUCCUUACUUUGAACCGAUUCAUGAUCCUGAGGAAGAAAUUGAAGCUGAGAAAUAUGAUGACACAUUUGAUAACAUGGAUCUUCCAUUGGAUGAGUGGAAGCGCAUUACCUAUAAAGAGAUAUUGAACUUCAAGCCACCUCAGACAUCGGAGUCAAAGGAGACAGCGGUGUAAUUGUGUGACUCGGUCAUUUCAGAACCUGGCAGAAAGCAAGAAAGUUGUAAAUGUUUGUGAUAUUUCAGGUGUAUAAAACUUUUAUAAAUAAACUGGAUGUGAUCUGUUUUGUAUGCACUAUAAGAAAGAGCAGCGUCUUUUACUCUUCACGUGGAAGUUGGUGCCUUUGGAAGUAGUAUUUCAAAACUGUCCAGAAACUUAUUCUUGCCUACAACUUCUUCCUUCUCCAUAAAAGAAUUCAGACUGUGGUAUCCUGAUGCUGUCCUCAGAAGAGCAGGUAAAACUGAUUCUUCAAAUCAGAAAUCAGAAGAAUACAAGUUACCACCCUAAGCAAGCACAGAGCAUGUUAGAGAUCUGCCAUGACUGCUUUCCAAGGCCAUCGAACUGUUUUGAAUGCAAGAAGUGUUUGUGUGACUUCCUCUGGAAUAUUUCACCUCCGUAAGAUGCCUGGGGAGGCUAAUCAGCUCCUGCUACCUCAGCUAGUGCAGCAGAUAGCAGACUCACAGCCUGAAUGAAUGCUUAUGUCCCCUGUCCUAUGUGAGUGGAGGAGAACCUGGGCUCCAGCCAUUUCUGACAGACCUGGGCAAGAGGCAAGAAGCAGAGAAGUGUUGAUGUCCUAGAUUUUUUCAAAGUAACCAGCAUAGCAGGACAAGAUUUGACAAACACGCUAGAUGAGCAUUUGCUAGAUGAGCAACCACUGUCAAGAGGUACAGUGUUUUCCUCUGAAUACAGUGCAGUUUCUCUGUGUAAUAGACUAAGGAUCAAGGAUUUCCAGGGAGAAAUUCUUAAGACUUUCUAAAAUUUUGUAAUCUCACUAGUAUCUUAGUAUUGAAAUGAUUGCUGAAACAGUAGAUCAUUUCAGGGGACAUGCUGGUUAUAGAAUCGGCAGUGAUGAUUUUGGAAAUACAGCUGCAUGUGGUCACAGUAUAGAAAAUAAAAUGAAGAUAAAAAUGCUACGCUGUAGCUUUUCAUUAGGAAUAGCUGCAGCAAGCUGUUUUGUUCACAGUGUAUAAAGGUGUUGCCAGGUGCAGAAUAACAACCGUUCAGGUUUUUACCUUUUGAACUCGUCUUACCUGGGGGGGGGAAACCCUCAGACCUUCUGUUAGGAAGUGCCUUACCAGAGAGAGUCAGCUUCCUAAUGGGAUGUUGGUUAGACAGUUGAUGAGUUCCUCUUACUUUCUGGGUUCAUUAUUGUAUUUUCCCAGGUACUUAGUUUGUAAUAAUCUCCCAGAGGUAGGAAAAAGAAACUGGCAAACCUUUGGUGAAGAAUUUCUUUUAUGACACUGCUUGUCCUUAUCAAAGGUCAUCUCUUUACAACUGGGUGUUUGAGUGUGAAUUGUUCCCAAUGCAAUAUGCUGUUGUAGGUUGCUACUAAGUGAAGCAGAUAUUUGAUCUUAGCAGGUAAUAACCGAAACAAAAAUAAGAAAUUAUUUGGGUUUAGGUUUUUUUUGCAUAAGUAACCAGUUUAAACCAGAAGUUUAAUUGAGGCACAGUUGUUCUGUUUAUUUCAAUGAACGCUUAAGUGAAAAACCUGUAAAUAUUAGCAUUGCUCUAAAAAUUGUGAUAAAAAUUGAUUAGCUGAGAUAGGCACCUAGUCAGAAUAAGUGGUAAAAGAAACCUUGAGUUAUUAAUGUAUUUGACAAGUCAUUAGAAAUUAUAGUUUCAGGAUUGCAUGCAAAAAGAGCAGAGAAUGUAAUUUGAUACAAAACAUUUUUCCACACUACAGAUCACUGAGGAAGGCACACUUUUGCACUACUGACUUUCUGCUUGGACUACAUUUUUAUGUUAAAUAGAAACUGAAGCUUUAUUUUUUAGUGAGUAGAUGUUUUCUCUUUUGUGAUCAUGCCCUGUGGUCCUCUUGGAAGUCAUGGAAGAAAGGUGCCUAUUGGAAUUGGUGUAUUUGAUAGAGUCAGCCAAAGGCAAUGGAGGAGUGUCACAAACUUAUUUGGAAGUCUUCCCUCUGUAUUUGAGGUGGAAAUUCAACAUCCCAAAUUCUAGCUAAUGUCUAAAGUCUUGAUAUAAUUAUAGAAUCAUAGACUGGUUUGGGUUGGAAGCGACCUUAAAAGAUCAUCCAAUUCUAACUCGCCCUGCCAUGGGCAGGGACACCUCCCGCUAGAUCACGUUGCUCCAAGUAUCAUCCAGCCUGGCCUUAAACAGCUCCUGGGACAGGACGUUAAUGCAAAUGGCUCCAAUAUAAAACUGCAAGGGAGCAUGUUUUCUCAUUGAAAAACUAGUUUGUGUUUUCUUUCUAAGUGCCAGCACCUCAAUGGGCAUUUUCACUUCCCCCUGCUUUAGCUUGAGGGAAGUCAAGCCCUAAUACCCUCUGCUGACCGAGGUGAAUAUUUCCCUCCACUAAUCUUAACGUAGCAUUGGAGAAAUAGCUAGCCUGCAUGAGAUAUACUUAAGAAGAUAAUGUUAGUUUGGGUAAUAUAUUUGGGGGAAUACAGAACUCUUAAAAUAACUGAAGAGAAGACCUUGAUGCAUAUAACAGGUGAGACAAAGGUACCGCUAUGCUGUCUGGUCAGCAAACAGUCUGUAAGGUAAAAUAACAAAAAUGGAAAAUUAGUCACAUCUUGGCAAGGUGGUUCUGCUGAAAGAUUGAAAUCUGCAGAAAUGGCUCCAAACAGACAUAGAGAUUAUUUGUAUAAAUAGCCCAUUAAAAGAAAUGCAAGGUAAACCCAGAAAUAUUUUGUGUGGGAGGCAGCUGCUGUCUCAAAUGGAGAGGCAUUUCCUAGGUUUUUAUUUGCUAUUUCUGCUGGUGCUAAGCAACUCAGGAAUAAGAAUUCAGUUUCUGUUUGCCUUAAAGAGAAAUGUAAAUACAUUCUGCAUGUACUUGAAAUGUAUUGUGAAAAAUAAAGGUUGAGGGUUUGUUGGGUUUUUUUACACAGUAAUGGCCUUGUUUGCCCCAUAUGUAUUCCCAAAUGUAAAAUCACUUUUGAAAAUAGUAUUUUUGGUUUAAGGGAACUGUAUGAAACCUAAUAUUGUAGGUAUGUUUCAUGUAACAUGAGCUGCUGAUGUAGUUUAUUUUGGAACUCAGUCAGACCACAGAUCCUAACCUUUCUCCUAUUUUCCAAACUUUAAGUCACCCACAGAGCUGAUCUGAUCGUCCCACUCCACCCAAUUAUUUCUUGCAGCAUCUUGGAUUUUACCAGACAUCUCUGCUUGAUCUGAAGGACAGGAUUUCCAUUCUUAAACACAGAUGCAUUCCUCAGCCUGAUUUUAAAAGCCAAAGUCAGACCGACCGUCAUCAAGCACAUGUGUCUUCAAGUGGGACAGGGAAGUUUAAGUUAACAGAGUUCUGGUAGAAUAUACAGGACCUUUUCCCUGAAAACCCAGGUGACCCCUGAAUCUUGGAGCAAGAUGAUCCCCUUACGUAUUAGUCUUCCUUGCAUUGAAGACUCAUUGUUCAUGCUAAAUUUUGAUAAUGUGGUGCUCUGGGCCAAAUGUGGCUCACAAUUUCACUUCUUGAUAAUUUUCUGGGGUUUUCACAGCAUAACGCUGAGGAGAGGGCUCAUACAUGUCCUGCAAAAUGUCUGCAGAAGAUGCACUUUGUUCUUGAUUUGGAACUAUGAGGCAUUUGAGCUGGGUGAGAUUAUUUGAGCUUCCUACAUUCUGAUGUGCUGUUCAAAUACAUAUUGGAUCCUUCUAACCUGCUUCAGGUAAGUUUGUCAGAGCAUCAGUUAGUUGCUGUCAUUCACUGGACCUUGGUGUGAAAUACUGCUGUAAUGCUUCCCAUGGUCGCUGCAGGUUCCAGGGAAAGAAUAGGGGCUCAUUACACCUGUUAUCUCUGCCAGAAUGCACUGUAGGGCAACUGAGGGUGUAAGUCAAAUAAUACCAGAAGCAGUUUCCUGGUCUACAGCACUUAAAAUCUCCUCCUAAGUAUUUUUAAGAAUUCAGAAGCAUGAGCUGGAGAAAGAUGAAGGGAAGAAGACUUCUGACAGUUGGACUGGAUUCCUGGUAGUUGAACUGGAUGAUCUUGGAGAUCUUUUCCAACCUUGAUUCUAUGAUUUUUGAAAUUUCACAGACUACCAGUUAAAGAGCAGCUCUUGUGCACAAAUUGUUUGCAGCCCGCUGGGAUGGUAACAUAAUGAUCCAAAAACUGCAUCGCCACCUAGCAACCACAUGCGGCUAUUGGGCAUGGGAAUGAUGCGUGCUUUUUAGCUACGAGGAACAGGGUGCCUCUGCAAGCAAGGAAGUGGGGACAAGGGAAGUAAUUUAAGGAUUCAUUAUUUUUAUCUGCUGCUAUUCUAUUGUGCAAAUAGAGCUUCUUUAUGCCUACCCUUGUUACAUCUCAGUGCUGGAGUUUUCUAGUUUUCCCCAAGAUACGCUUCAUCAGUAAGCGUCAACGUGCAUGUCCCAGCUAACUUUGAGUCUUCCAGGCAUGCAACUCUUCCACCUUUCGUUGAAGUAUUUUGAAUGUGCUGUUACCUUUGAGAGGAAAAAUGAGGCAGCCACUGAAGCAACCAAAUGAAGUGCAGUGAAAGACAUCGCUCAGGCUCGGGUGGAAAAUGCUCUCAGUUUUGUCUGCAGUGUCCUAGGGACAUGUGCUCAUAGGGAAAAGGAAAUGUCUCUUGCUGUGUUUGUAUGGUGUCUGCAGCACCCAGGCUCCCAUAUGAGUGAUGCUCACGAUCUAACACAACCAAAGACUGCCACCUAAUCCAAUUCAGUCUGAUAUUAAUGGGAAAUUCAUUAUUAUUGUAACAGUAACAUUAUCACAAUAUUACAUUCAUUAUCACAAUAUUAUCACAAGUUACAACAGCACAGUUAUACUGCUUUGGAAACCACGGGCAUUUAGUCCACUGGGGGCCUGGGCCAAGGCAGCUUUUUUUCAGGCAUGUUAACAGCCUAUUUGUACACGACAGUGUUCCUGCCACCAAGCAGUGCCCUUUGGCAUGUGUCCAAACAUCUUGCUGUUUCUGGGAAACUCCUUACAUUUUGGGGUUUGAGUCAAGUUUUAAUUUCCUUUUUUAUAAAAACAGUAUUGUGCAACUGUAAGGAGCAAAAAUAUGGCUGAGAAGUGUAAUCAGAAAAACAUUAACUAUUAAAGUCUUCUCUAAUGCAAACCUCCUCAAGAUCUA